Molecule: messenger RNA, 387 nt
Organism: Malassezia pachydermatis
Lineage: Eukaryota; Fungi; Basidiomycota; Malasseziomycetes; Malasseziales; Malasseziaceae
Exons: 1
Coding region: 1-387 (128 amino acids)
Source: RefSeq, a predicted model, not a curated record
AUGGAUCGUGCUGCGAGUUCCACGAUGCAGCGUGUGCCGCUGCACGAGCUAAGUACAGAAGAGAUUGCAGAGAGGUCGAGUGCCGAUAUAGUCGAUGCCGUAUGUGCGCGCCUGGAUGCCAUGGCCAUGAAAAAGACACGGUCGUCGACACGCACCACGCCACGCCGACCCACGCCACGGACGGAGCUCGACACCGGGUCGUCGGCCGCUCAGCCACAUCCGUCGAGACGAAGAGAGCCAGAAGCCUCGGCCUUUGUCGUUUUGGAGGACCCUGCGAGUACGCCGCCUCGAAGCCGGCCUGCCAAUACGCGCUCGCAUGCGAUGCAGACGCGUGCGAUGGCCGCGAUGAUGACGCAUGAUGAUAAGGAAAAUCGCAGGCAUGGCUAA